Messenger RNA from Solanum pennellii, 3591 nucleotides. RefSeq names its product glycine--tRNA ligase, chloroplastic/mitochondrial 2. Bases 98 to 3280 code for a protein of 1060 amino acids. The record is from RefSeq and is a predicted model, not a curated record. Gene Ontology annotation, biological process: arginyl-tRNA aminoacylation; glycyl-tRNA aminoacylation. Gene Ontology annotation, cellular component: chloroplast stroma; cytoplasm; mitochondrion. NCBI's taxonomy places the organism in Eukaryota, Viridiplantae, Streptophyta, Magnoliopsida, Solanales, Solanaceae. Gene Ontology annotation, molecular function: arginine-tRNA ligase activity; glycine-tRNA ligase activity; ATP binding. The transcript has 36 exons.
CCCGUUCUCCGUAAUCCUUUUAUCAACAAGGCUCUGAAAAACCCCAGCCAGAGAGCAAGAAGAGCUUGUUGAGGUUUCUCCAAAUCUUGAAUUAACAAUGGCGAUUCUUGUACUCCCAUUGAUUACUUCAAUUCUCAAACCCCACAAAACUCACUUCUCCUUUCUGCCUUUGCCCAUCAUUCUUCACAGGCGUUUCUUUUCUAAAUCUUCCACUGUCUCUGCACUGUCUACUUCUUCUUCUUCUCAUGUGUCUCACAAUUCAGAAAAUCAAAAGAAAGCCUCUGUUCCAACUUUCCAACAAGCCAUUCAAAGGCUUCAGGAGUAUUGGGGUUCUGUAGGAUGUGCCGUGAUGCAAUGCAGCAAUACUGAGGUUGGAGCUGGGACUAUGAAUCCUCUAACAUAUUUAAGAGUUCUUGGGCCAGAACCGUGGAAUGUUGCGUAUGUAGAGCCUAGUAUUCGUCCAGAUGAUAGCCGUUAUGGAGAAAAUCCAAAUAGGCUUCAAAGGCAUACCCAAUUUCAGGUGAUUUUGAAGCCUGAUCCAGGAAACUCGCAGGACCUGUUCAUCCGUAGCUUGUCAGCAUUAGGUAUUGAUGUCAAUGCACAUGAUAUUCGGUUUGUUGAGGACAACUGGGAGAGCCCUGUGCUUGGUGCCUGGGGAUUGGGCUGGGAGGUAUGGAUGGAUGGAAUGGAAAUCACACAAUUCACCUACUUCCAGCAGGCUGGAAGUAUUCAGUUGAUGCCAGUCUCAGUUGAGAUCACUUAUGGGCUUGAACGUAUCCUUAUGUCACUUCAGGGCGUUGAUCAUUUUAAAAAGAUUCAGUAUGCAGAUGGCAUUACAUAUGGAGAGCUUUUUCUGGAAAAUGAGAAGGAGAUGAGUGCUUAUUAUCUGGAGCAUGCUAGUGUUGACCAUAUACAUAAACAUUUUGAUCUUUUUGAAGCAGAAGCUCGCCGUUUGCUUGAUCUAGGCCUUGCAAUACCUGCGUAUGAUCAGCUUUUGAAGACUUCUCAUGCUUUUAACGUUUUAGACUCGAGAGGCUUUGUUGGGGUGACAGAACGUGCUCGUUAUUUUGGGCGUAUGCGGAGUUUAGCUCGUCAAUGCGCACAACUUUGGUUGCAGACAAGGGAGUCUCUUGGCCAUCCACUAGGUGUUGUUUCUCAUAGUGAUCAUCUUAUUGUUCAAAGAGAAGUCUCGGAGGAAGCAACUGGAAAGGUGCCUUCAGAGCCACGAUUGUUUGUUCUUGAAAUUGGGACUGAGGAGUUGCCUCCAAAUGAUGUAUCAAGUGCAUGCAAACAACUCAAGGAUCUGAUUGUUCAGUUACUGGACAAACAAAGGUUGCUUCAUGGGGAAGUACAAACACAUGGCACUCCACGUAGAGUAGUGGUUAGUGUUGAGAAGCUACACCCUAAGCAAGUGGAACAUGAGGUAGAGAUUCGUGGACCUCCUGUUUCUAAAGCUUUUGAUACGGAAGGAAAUCCUACCAAGGCUGCUGAAGGUUUUUGUCGCAGAAAUAAUGUGCCCUUAGACUCCAUGUACAGACGAGCUGAAGGGAAAACAGAAUAUGUCUAUGUUCGUUUGGUGGAGCCAGCACGGCUUGCAUUCGAGGUUUUGUCUGAAGAGUUACCUGAUAUAAUUGCCAGCAUAUCAUUCCCCAAGUCAAUGCGUUGGAACUCUGAUGUUGCAUUCAGCAGACCCAUUCGUUGGAUUUUGGCCCUUCAUGGAGGUGUAGUUCUUCCCUUCAUGUAUGCUGGAGUUGUAAGUGGAAAUGUAUCUCAUGGUCUACGCAAUACUCCAUCAGCUACAUUUAAGAUAUUGGAUGCAGAAGCCUAUGCAAAUGUAAUGCAGGAUGCUGGGAUUCUUGCUGAUGUCGAGCAUCGCAAGAAAACAAUUACAGAGAAAUCAAAUGAUUUAGCAAAAAGUGUACAUGGACAUAUUGUAAUGAAGAGUGAUUUGCUUGAUGAGGUUGUGAAUCUUGUUGAGGCACCACUCCCUGUACUUGGCAAAUUCAAUGAGUCCUUCUUAGAGCUUCCAAAGGAGCUACUUAUAAUGGUGAUGCAGAAGCAUCAGAAAUACUUCGCCAUGACUGAUGAGAAUGGGUUACUGUUGCCAUACUUUGUCACAGUUGCAAAUGGAUCAAUUGAUAACAAGGUAGUUAGAAAAGGAAAUGAAGCUGUGCUAAGAGCUCGAUUUGAAGAUGCAAAAUUUUUCUAUGCAAUGGACACAAAUAGAAAAUUUUCUGAAUUUCGUACGCAACUGAAAGGGAUUCUUUUCCAUGAGAAGCUUGGGACUAUGUUAGAUAAGAUGACACGAGUUCAGAAUUUGGCUAGUGAAGUUGGAUUGUCUCUUGGAAUAAGUGAAGACAAACUCGAAGUCAUCCAAGAUGCAGCCUCAUUAGCCAUGGCGGAUCUUGCAACUGCAGUUGUUACAGAGUUCACUUCUCUUUCAGGGACAAUGGCACGCCACUAUGCACUUAGAGAUGGCUAUUCAACGGAGAUUGCAGAGGCUUUGUUUGAGAUCUUACUUCCACGAUUUUCUGGAGAUAUGCUCCCAAAGACCGAAGUUGGGUCUGUUUUGGCUAUUACUGAUAGGCUUGAUAGCAUUGUUGGCUUAUUUGCUGCUGGCUGUCAGCCAAGCUCAAGUAAUGAUCCAUUUGGCCUGCGACGGAUCUCCUACGGUCUUGUGCAACUCUUGGUUGAAAUUGACAGAAAUGUGGACUUACGACAGGCUUUAGAACUUGCUGCUGCAGUGCAACCCAUUGAAGUUGAUGUCAGUACAAUCAAUGAUGUACAUCAAUUUGUAACACGCAGACUAGAACAAUUUCUGAUGGACAAAGGUAUAAGCCCAGAAGUCGUUAGGUCUGUUCUUUCCGAGCGUGCAAGACGACCUGGUUUGGCGACUAAGUCAGUGUACAAAAUGGAGUCCUUGUCCAAAGGGGAGCUUUUGCCUAAGGUUGUUGAAGCAUAUUCACGUCCAACAAGAAUUGUUCGCGGGAAGGAUGCCAAUGUUGAUGUGGAGGUGGAUGAUCAAGCUUUUGAAACAAAUGAAGAGAAAGCUUUGUGGAACACUUUCUUGUCACUAAAAAGUAAAAUACAUCCAGACAUGGAAGUCGAUGAUUUUGUUGAAGCAUCAUCAGUACUUGUAGAACCGCUGGAGGAGUUUUUCAACGAGGUCUUUGUAAUGGUGGAAGACGAACGGGUCAGAACAAAUCGGCUUGCACUGCUGAAGAAAAUAGCAGACUUGCCAAGGGGAAUAGUAGAUCUUUCAGUUUUACCGGGAUUUUGAAGUAUGUACCCAGUGUCCGCUUAGUUUGUGCCAUACUAUCAUCUGAGGCAUCAAAGAAGAACAGCUAUUGCCCAUUAGCGGAGGAGAAAACAGUAAACAGACUAAUGUUUUUUUCGCGGAGGCAGCUACAACCACAACAGAGCGAACUAGAGGAGAAACUGUUACAUAAAUCUGGUAACGAUGUCACAAUUUUGACUGUUGUACAAGUAUGUAACAAGUGAAUGAAUAAAAUGAACUAUCGCUUGUAUGUUCACAUUGUCUGACGAAUAUAUAUCAUUUUGUUUUAAGUUAUUCAAGAAAUUCAACUUUGA